CUGCCUCACAGCGGGCUGCACCCACUGCCCAAGCUGCAGGUGAGCUUCCAGCAGCUCCGCAGACCGGAUCCCCGGCCUCAGCCAUGAUGAGGCGAGGCUUCCGAGCAGCAGCCACCCUGGGCCGCCUCAGAGCCCUUCCUGGCGCGCCCUGCCUCCUGCCCAUCCGCAACCCCGCCACGGCGUCUGGAUCCUCCAUGGCCUCCCGGAUCUCAAGAUUCUGCCCAGAGAAGACAGACUUUAAGGAUUUUGCCCUUCCCAAUGCCAGCUGGUGUCCCGACAUGCUGGGCCUGUACCAAGAAUUUCUGGAGAAGACCAAGACCGACGGCUGGAUCAAACUGCCCUCCUUCAAGUCCAACAGAGAACACAUCCACGGGCUCAAACUCCCAACCGAAUUAGCCGAUACCCCAGAAAAAAGUGACAGCCGCAUCAUCACCAGGAGCAUCCAAGUGGAAGGACAAGGCUACGAGCAUGUCAUCUUCUUUAAUCCGUCCGAGAAGAAGUCCGUCUGUCUUUUCCAGCCGGGCCCCUACUUGGAGGGACCCCCAGGGUUUGCCCACGGAGGGUCCCUGGCCACCAUGAUGGACGAGACCUUUUCUAAAACCGCCUACCUGGUUGGAGAGGGGCUGUUAACACUCAGUAUCAGCAUCAGGUUCAAAAACAUGAUCCCCGUGGGCUCACUGGCUGUCCUAAAUGUCAGCGUGGACAAGAUUGAGGACCAGAAGCUUUACCUGUCCUGCAUCACCCAGACCAGAGACCAGAAGACAGUCUAUGCCAAGUCCUCAGGUGUUUUCUUUCAGCUGCAGCUGGAACAGGAGUAACCGGAGAGCCUACCUCUGACUGUUCUGCCUCCUUGUGACCCCCCCCCCCCCCAUGGAAUCCACUGAUGAGGUGAAGGAGGGGGCACUUUCCUCUGAGCAAAUAAAGUCUCUCGGCCCAAUUUCA
Messenger RNA from Pipistrellus kuhlii (Kuhl's pipistrelle), 942 nucleotides. It is a transcript of the gene THEM5, whose product is annotated as thioesterase superfamily member 5. Gene Ontology annotation, biological process: cardiolipin acyl-chain remodeling; long-chain fatty-acyl-CoA metabolic process. The transcript is spliced from 6 exons. Gene Ontology annotation, cellular component: mitochondrial matrix. Bases 84 to 818 code for a protein of 244 amino acids. NCBI's taxonomy places the organism in Eukaryota, Metazoa, Chordata, Mammalia, Chiroptera, Vespertilionidae. The record is from RefSeq and is a predicted model, not a curated record.